Messenger RNA from Fusarium redolens, 842 nucleotides. RefSeq names its product Endoribonuclease L-PSP/chorismate mutase-like protein. The transcript has 5 exons. The coding region runs from base 233 to 622 and encodes 129 amino acids. The record is from RefSeq and is a predicted model, not a curated record. Gene Ontology annotation, molecular function: deaminase activity. Lineage: Eukaryota; Fungi; Ascomycota; Sordariomycetes; Hypocreales; Nectriaceae. Gene Ontology annotation, cellular component: mitochondrion; cytosol.
CCUGGAUGGGACUGUCAAUGGCACCAGUAAAUCCCGACCCGAUAUAGUGGGGGUGAGCAACUGAGAGCAAACAUAGGCAGUGUCUCCAUGCCGUCGCAAAAGCCAUAAACCCCAGAUAAAGCACAGAUGCCUAUGAUGUGUAUAUACAUAUCGAGUGCCGGUUUAAAAAAAGUCAUUCACAUCCAUCAUACCCUUAUCUCAACACUGAUAUCAGCUUCUCACGCUCACAAAAAUGGCUAACAGACAAGCUAUUAACCGACCGGGCUUCUCGUCCCUAAUCCUCUCAGAAGCUCUUAUCCAUGACGGUCUGGUAUACACAAGCGGCAAAAUUGGCGUUGAUGCCAAGACCGGUGUUCUUGUAUCCGAUGAUGUUGCUGAACAAACAAGAGCGGUGCUUGGACUGCUAGAGUCUGUUCUCCAUGAAGCAGGAAGUGGACUUGACAGAAUUCUCAAGUGCAACAUCUACCUGACAAACAUUAAUGACUUUGCGGCUAUGAACGCCGUUUACAUUGCGACGAUCCCUAAUCCCAAGCCUGCUAGGGUCUGUGUGACAGUUUCAGAACUGGGAAAAGGUGCUAAGGUCGAGAUUGAUUGUAUAGCCGUUGUCGAAAAAGCUUUGUAAGCCAGACUUGUCAAGCUUCGAGAAGAGUCUUGCCUCUAACGCUACAGUUUCUUUUAUAUAGCAAAGCCUCUCUGUAGAUACCUGGAUAAGAUGUAGAAUAAAUGGGAAGAAAGGCAGAAAUGUUUUCGUUGUUCAAGACAAUACAGAUGAGAACGGUCUGACUUGGGUGCUUAUCAGUGAAGAGAGAUGGUGAGAUUGACGUCAGUUUAUGUAUCCACAU